This is a messenger RNA of Balaenoptera musculus (blue whale), 1692 nucleotides long. RefSeq names its product pyrimidinergic receptor P2Y4 (gene P2RY4). Gene Ontology annotation, molecular function: G protein-coupled UTP receptor activity; G protein-coupled purinergic nucleotide receptor activity. NCBI's taxonomy places the organism in Eukaryota, Metazoa, Chordata, Mammalia, Artiodactyla, Balaenopteridae. Gene Ontology annotation, biological process: transepithelial chloride transport; G protein-coupled receptor signaling pathway. The transcript is spliced from 2 exons. Gene Ontology annotation, cellular component: plasma membrane. The record is from RefSeq and is a predicted model, not a curated record. Bases 1 to 1080 code for a protein of 359 amino acids.
AUGACCAGUACGGAGUCCUCACUGUUCACAACCGUAGGCCCCCACUCAGAUCCUGACGACAGUGAGGUGGAGCUGGACUGCCGGUUUAAUGAGGAGUUCAAGUUUAUCCUGCUGCCCGUGAGCUAUGCAGUUAUCUUUGUGCUGGGCCUAGGCCUCAAUGCCCUGACCAUCUGGCUCUUCCUCUUUCGCCUCCGACCAUGGGAUGCGACAGCCACCUACAUUUUCCACUUAGCUUUGUCAGAUACUUUGUACGUUCUGUCGCUGCCCACCCUCGUCUACUAUUACGCAGCUCGCAACCACUGGCCCUUUGACACUGGGCUCUGCAAGUUCAUCCGCUUUCUCUUCUAUUGGAACCUCUACUGCAGCGUCCUUUUCCUCACCUGCAUCAGCGUACACCGCUACCUGGGCAUCUGCCACCCGCUGCGGGUGGUGCGCUGGGUCCGCCCGCGCCUUGCUGGGCUUCUCUGCCUGGCAGUUUGGUUGGUCGUAGCUGGCUGCCUCGUGCCCAACUUGUUCUUUGUCACCACCAGCCCUAAGGGGGACAUCAUCUUGUGCCACGACACCACCCGGCCUGAGGAGUUUGACCACUACGUGCACUUCAGUUCGGCAAUCAUGGGGCUGCUCUUUGGCGUGCCCUUCCUGGUCACUCUUGUCUGCUAUGGGCUCAUGGCCCGGUGCCUGUAUCGGCCCUUGCCAGGGGCUGCCCAGUCAUCUUCCCGUCUGCGCUCGCUGCGCACCAUCGCUGUGGUAUUGACUGUCUUUGCCGUCUGCUUCGUGCCUUUCCACAUCACCCGCACUGUUUAUUACAUGGCAAGGCUGUUGGAAGCUGACUGCUGGGUACUGAACAUCGUCAACAUGGUCUACAAAGUGACUCGGCCUCUGGCCAGUGCCAAUAGCUGUCUGGAUCCUGUGCUCUAUUUGCUCACUGGGGACAAGUAUCGACGUCAGCUCCGGCAGCUCUGCAGGGGUGGCAGGCCCCGGCUCCCCACGGCUGCCUCCUCUCUGGCGCUGGUGUCCCUGCCUGAGGACAGCAGCUGCAGGUGGACAGCUACCCCCCAGGACGGCGGCUUGGGCAGAUAGAUUGUAACGGAAGCCGGGAAGUGAGAGAAAGGAGGGCACUCGGGGAACUUGAGACUCCUUGGCUUUACUCUGUAGUACCAACUGAGAUGAUCAAAGGCCAGAGAUGAGACUUCCCAUGAGCGCAAAAGUCACCCCAGAUCUGGUCCUGGCCUCUGACCCUGGCUUCUUGCCAUGCUCUCUUGGAUCAGUACACAUAUAUGGCAAGGUCGCUCAGGGGCCAGUGCAGAAGUACCAGACUCCAGAAGUGCUUAGGCUGCUUGAAACAAGGCAUGAUGCCCAGGAGCCUGAAGGAGACGAAGAUCCCAGAACGGUGUUCCAACCAAAGGUACCACUAGCCUCUGGAAGCUCACCCGAUAUUGAACGCAUAUAGUUAUGAGGAUUUUCAUCUCCCUGUCCCGUCCUGGUCCAACCCCACAUCUACCACCCACUGAAGGGGGCAGGCUCUGGAGUGAUAAGGACUGCCUCAUCAGGUCUGAGCCCUGGGCCUUGCCCAUUUGCCCUUUGAUUCCCUCUGCUGGUAUUACUAGAACAUAAGGAUGAAGAAAAGGUGAGAAGGGCUGCUAUCUGGUCCUAGUGACACAGAGGUCCGGAGAAGGGAAACACCCCUCACAU